This is a messenger RNA of Oncorhynchus gorbuscha (pink salmon), 7737 nucleotides long. RefSeq names its product coiled-coil serine-rich protein 2b (gene ccser2b). Gene Ontology annotation, cellular component: microtubule cytoskeleton. Gene Ontology annotation, biological process: microtubule bundle formation. Lineage: Eukaryota; Metazoa; Chordata; Actinopteri; Salmoniformes; Salmonidae. The record is from RefSeq and is a predicted model, not a curated record. The coding region runs from base 642 to 3431 and encodes 929 amino acids. Gene Ontology annotation, molecular function: microtubule binding. The transcript is spliced from 10 exons.
GUCAGAUUCGUUCUCUCCCACAAUGUAUCAAUGCUAACUGUUUUUGUCUAGGGACAGGUUUAGGAGACCAGUGGCAGUGCGCAUGUGGUUGUGGAUGAUUCAUCGAGAGUCGAGUCCAGUGAGCAGAGCAACUGAGAGCACUUGACAGCGGCGAGUUUUUUCGCGUUUUUUCGGACAAUGAAUAUUUGACAAGAAAUUUGAAUGAACAAAUGACCACUAGGAGAGAGGCGAUGACAAAACCUUGAUGCUUUGGUGGACCAUACAUAGCCAUACGCCUGGCUGAAGAAAAUCUAAACAUCUGCUUCAGGGAAAGGUGUUAAUCUUACUUGACAACUAGCCAUAAUGUUUUGGAUUUGACUUGCUCAGUCAUCAAUAUGGUGCUUUCAUAUCAAGCAGUGUUUGUAAGGUCAUUUAACUGAACAUUUUUUUGAGGUAACUAGCUAGCUAGCCAGGCUACUGCUUGCUUGAAUUUGCUAGCUAGCUUACUAGCCAACGUUAGCAAUUGGACCUGCACUUGGUAUUCAAUCAAACCAGCCGAUUCAGUCGUCAAUUCAGGAAUUUGCGGUCGUGCAUGUUAAUGCAUCAUCAUCUGUUUCAAUAGCUCUGCCAGCCCAGCACACCCAUGAUCCAGCAGGCAGCUGAUGGAAGAUCCGGUUCCCAACUUGCCCACCAUGGUCUCCAGGCUGCCCAAGUUUGGCUCGCGCCCCACGGCUGUGGCUGCCACCGCCCCACUGACCAAUGGGACCCGCCACCACCCUGCCUCCAGCACCACGGGCAAAGGGUUACCCACUGCCACCACCAGGCAGAACGGAACAAUCCGGAUGUCGUCCUCCUUCUCUCUGAAGUGGAAGAAGGGAAAAGGGGGAUACCCUGUGGAGAGGGGGGGGGACUCAUGGGAGGAGGACAGAACUGGACAUCAACCCCGACAAACGCAGCACUUACCAAUGGUGGUACGGGAGAUUAAGAAGCCGUCAAGCAUGCCUGCCACAGUUAAGGUAAAGGGGUGUGCUUCCACCUUCCCCAGGACUAUACGCUCCAGAACUGGGUCUCGCGGGGCUGUCCCCAAACAGGCCUUGUCUGGACAGAGUCUCUGCAAUGGCAAAGCGGGUCUCAAAGGCCAGGCGGGUGGUGGUGGGCGGUCUGGGACCGGUUCAGUCAGGCGGGGCCAAAGCUGUGGUUCUCCCCACAGCAACCUGACCAGCAGCCUGUCCCAGUCCAGCGACAGCCUGGAGACGGCCACAGAGGAGAACAUGGUGCGGUCCCAGAGCCUCACCCACGUCAAGAGGAUCCCCUCCUCCACCGAGCCACCCAUCAUCCGCUCCUACUCCUUCAACAGGUCCUCCGAGCUGGCCAAGGAGCUGCCCAGGCCUCUAGCCAAGUCCCCGCUGGUCAAGACAUCUCCCCUGGCCAGACCAACCCCUGUGCUGAGUAGUGGGGGGAGAGGAAAAGGCCUACAUCUUAGUAAGUGUGGACCUAGACCAGUGCCAGGCAGGGCUGGGUUGGAAACAACUAGCUGCAUCUUGCCACCCAUCACACUGAGGAAGUCCUUAGUACCUAGUUCAGCCUCCUGCACCACCAAGUCUUCGGCCCUCAGCUACAGGCUUACACGACCCUCCCUCAUCAAGCAGCCUUACCUUGUCCUGGCCCCCACCUCCCAGAAGGUCCAUGGCAACAGAAAGGAAAGCGAGGGGAGGAGGAACUCGGUGGAGAUGCCCGCUGUCAACGCAGACCUGACCAACAUCACUGACAACCCAGGGAGUACCCCAGAGGGCCUGCUAGAGGAGCCUGUGGCCCCCAGUGGAGUCCAUCCCCUGGGAGAAGGCCUGGAGGACAUGUCACUCUCCUCCACCUCCUCCCUGGAGCUCAACGACACCAGCGAGGAGUACAUGGAUGAUUUUGACAACCUGGGAAAUGGAGGAGACGGCAUUCUGCUGCUCCCGGCCCAGAACGGAAGGCUCGAUCAAUCACAGCCUGACUUGGAUGAUGACAACGCAGACGUCAACCGACGGCACGGUGGAACCUCCAUGACUGGCCUUCACAGCUUCCUGUCUGACAGUGUGGACUGGGCCAGGAUGGGACUCACUGGGGGGUUGUCUCGGCGUACUAGCCAGGCCCUGUCUGGGGGUGCAGAAUACCCCCUUGGCUCAUCUCUGGUGGACCUGUCCCCCUCAGACUCUGGCUCGGGGGGGACCUACAUGUGGGACGAGGAGGGUCUGGAGGCCCUUGGGACCAUCACACACCCCUGUGGGAGUUACGACUCAGACCUCAACAGCAUGGACAUACUCAACAACCUGGACAACCUGGAGUCUGGGUGUGACCUGGAUGACGAUGACCUCAUGCUGGACGAUGACCUCCCUGCGCAUGGCUCCUUGCACAGUGAUACUGAUGGGAUGUCCCAUCUGACCCACUGGAGAAGACAGCUCUGUUGGAAUGCAGAGGAUCACCUCCACAAUGACAACUGUAGUGACGUUGGGUUCCAGCCGUAUGAUGGGUACCAGGGCACAGGCUUGUCAGGUCUUCAUCAGGCUGUGGAGCUGGACGAGCUGACUCUGAAACACAUGGCGGAGGACUGCUGCUCUGUCAAGACCCAGCUAGAACACCUGAAGCUACUGCUGCAGGUGGAGGUUGGCAGUGAGAUGGACAACACUCUGGAUACAUCGAGUCCAGAAUCCAGAGAGGACCCCAUUCGAGCUCGACAGGUGGAGGAGCUGUUGAAGGAGGUGCAGGAGCUGAGAGAGGAGCUGAGAAGUAAAGAUAGGAUCAUUGCUCAGCUCACCAAGCAUGUGGCUGUUCCUGUCGAGCCCACGAGAUGCCACUGCCAGCAGCACAGGGAUGUGGAAAGUGUGACGGUGACCUACCAUGACAAGGCCACACAGACUCCACCGUGGAGGGGACAUGCUCCUCAAAUACUACAGCCUUCCAGGCCAUGGCCCAAGAGCGUGCAGCAACCUCAACCCCAGGAAAGACUAACAAGCUCAGCCCACACCGAGGCCCCCCGGGACUCCUCCAACCCAGGCUGUGGGGACCCGGCCAAAAUGAUUCCUGCCCCUAGCCUCCCGCAGUCCCCCGGCUCUCUGAAAACAGCCUCCAUCCCUAAAAGGCCACAGGAAGGCCCCAUAACCAACUCCACUCAGACGUCCAUGGCAGGCUUCCCCAGGGUGGUGAGAGGAAUCCAGUUUAGGAGCAGUCCCAGGCCGGGCUUCACAACUCCACAGUCCAGGCUGCUCCCACCUCCCUUCAGAGGUCUGCCUUGCUACAGCUCCGUAAACCAGGCCUCUGCACCCUCCCAGGGCCCUGCACUGCCGGCCUGCCCCCGGACCAAAGCACCCAGACAGACUCCAGGCCUCAGAGAACCAGAGAUUGGCGGGUUCAAGGCCAGAGAUCUAGUCCAUCCCAGCCUCUUACGACAUCCCAAGCCAAAGAGCCACUGACCGCUAUCUCUCAACUCUCAAACAUUGACAUGUAGCAAGACCACUCAGCACCACCUUCUACCCAUUCAAACCCAAAAGAUCUAACUUCUUCUAAAGGCUUCCAGGCCUCACCUCAGCAAGGUUACCGUGUCUACCCUGUAGGAAUGGAAGACUUGUAGAUUAUAUCCGAAAGAACAAACUAGGUGGUUCAAGCCCUGAAUGCUGAUUAGCUGACAGCCGUGGUAUAUCAGACCGUAUACUACGGGUAUGACAAAACAUUUGUUUUUACUGUUCUAAUUACGUUGGUAACCAGUUUAUAAUAGCAAUAAGGCACCUCGGGGUUUGUGGUAUAUUUCCAAUAUACCACGACUUAGGGCUGUGUGCAGGCACCCCGUGUUAAAUUGUGCUUAAGAACAGCCCUUAGCCGUGGUAUAUUGGCCAUAUACCACACCUCUUCGGGCCUUAUUGCGUAAAUAAAUAUAUGACCCCACGGACUAUUUUAGCUAGCCUGCUGUGCUUCCAGUAAGACUUACUCAAGGUCCGAAAUAAAAGUGACCCGUGUACAUUUGGUAUCUGCCUUAUACAAAGGCGUCAAGCAUAACACAAUUGUUUUUCCCCUCCAAAAGCACGCUUCAGUACAAUCUAUCAAAUCAAAUUGUAGACCUUACCGUGAAAUGCUUACUUACAAGCCCUGUACAGAGUGCAGUCUAGAUCAGUUAAAUGCACAUAUUGUUUGUGUGAAAUGUUGUUUCAAAGUGUGAACUUUCAGGAUGCUUGACACUUACAGUCCCCCCAGAACUUUGACUCUCUGGCCAAAACGUGUCCCAGAUGAUGGUUCCUCAUGCGUACGUACACCAAAACGUAUCCCAGAUGAUGGUUCCUCAUGCAUACGUACACCACAACAUAUCCCAGAUGAUGGUUCCUCAUGCAUACGUACACCACAACAUAUCCCAGAUGAUGGUUCCUCAUGCAUACGUACACCACAACGUGUCCCAGAUGAUGGUUCCUCAUGCAUACGUACACCACAACAUAUCCCAGAUGAUGGUUCCUCAUGCAUACGUACACCACAACAUAUCCCAGAUGAUGGUUCCUCAUGCAUACGUACACCACAACAUAUCCCAGAUGAUGGUUCCUCAUGCAUACGUACACCACAACAUAUCCCAGAUGAUGGUUCCUCAUGCAUACGUACACCACAACAUAUCCCAGAUGAUGGUUCCUCAUGCAUACGUACACCACAACAUAUCCCAGGUGAUGGUUCCUCAUGCAUACGUACACCACAACAUAUCCCAGAUGAUGGUUCCUCAUGCAUACGUACACCACAACAUAUCCCAGAUGAUGGUUCCUCAUGCAUACGUACACCACAACAUAUCCCAGAUGAUGGUUCCUCAUGCAUACGUACACCACAACAUAUCCCAGAUGAUGGUUCCUCAUGCAUACGUACACCACAACAUAUCCCAGGUGAUGGUUCCUCAUGCAUACGUACACCACAACAUAUCCCAGGUGAUGGUCCUGCGUGCGUAGGUACACCACAAGUACAACUAUCUGACCUUAAUAUAGCAUUUAGGUGCCCUAAUAAUAGUUGACUUACUGAACUACUACAUGAUACCUGUAUGUAGUUGUUGCGCUUAGUAUAGCUAUUGACGUGAUGUACUCACUGAACAGUGUCCUAGAUGAAUGAAGACGAUAUUAUAACACAGAAAAACGGUUACAGGAACAGAGAAUCCCUUUUUACUUGAGCGGGGAACACUUUUAGAAGUGCAGAUAUUUUGGUUAUAUAGACUAGAGAAUAUAGUUACAUCAGAUAUUGUCCCUCUGGCUAAACUGGGGGGAUUCUAACAGCUGUGUUAGGUUCUAAAGUUCCCCUUGCCACUUCUCAGUAUUACUUCUCUCUGGUUUCAAAACACCUUUAUUCUCUCUGCCUUGCGUGUUUUGGUGCAUCCUCAAAUGUAGCUGUAGCGACCACCGUCUACCGACAGUCAGUCAGUCAGUCUGUCCGUUGCAGUUGGAUUGAGACACAGGGAUAGCAGGGAUCCAUCCAGAGGAGCCAUCUUGUGCAGUUGGUGCUCUGACAGAGCUGUCUUUGUUUCCCCGUGCUUCCGUAAUGAGAAGGUCUAGUUUGGUCUGUAGGAAGAGGCCUCCUACACUCUACUGUAAUGACGCUGCAGAAGAGAAGGGCUCCGCUUCUAGAUGUGCUUCAGGCCAGGGCUCUUAAUAGAAGGGGAGAGAAAGAAAGAAAAAUAAAGAAAAGGUCCUAGCAUGAAACAAUAUUGCUGUUAUAGUGUGCAGGCUUGUGGUGACCAUGUGAUUCCGUAAUGGUGUCGAGUCGGGUCCAGUUGGCAUGGUUACGCGGCCGGGUGGCACAGCAGAGGGAUGUGUUGAUGUCAAGUGGUUGAAGCACAUGCUCAGUGUGUCCCUGUCGACAGCAGGGCCAGACUCAUUCCUACGGUAUAACACCCACCCUCCAUGUCUUCUACCACACCUUCUUCUCUCAGUCCUUCCCCCAAGGUUCCCAUUGAGUGUGUCACAGUGGGCCAGCGUGUCAAGGAGGGUAGAGAGGGAUACGACUCUCAUUCCUCUUCUUCAAAGCCAUAAUGUCUAACUACUUCCUGGUCCGUCGCUAUGUUUAGUCCUAGAGAGCUUUAAGUAGGAGCCUAAUGGGCGCCAUUUAUACCCUUGACCUAUCAGGUCCUUAUUUCCCUUAUGUCAUAACUGACCUUUUGAUCCCAAGUCUUCUGAUUGGUUGUAGAAUGCUUUGAGAGGAACAACAUCACCCAGUCAACACAGUCUCAAAGAUAAGAUUGAGAAUGGCUCUUUCUGUAACUUAAUUUGGUCAUUCUUCUUCCCCCACUAAAGCUUCCCAUGCUUUUCUAUGCAACACAGUUGUGCCCUACUCAUGGAAGAUAAGUCUCAUUGGUACAUAGUCACAGCACAGUGGACAAUGUGCUGUUGGCCUUCAUGUACCCCUCUCAUUAUGAUCCUAUGUUAAGCCAGCUGUAGUGUACAAGUGUACUUGAUAUCCCAAGCACUUGUCUUGCUGCCACACAGCUCUUGAAGUAUUUGUCUUCCCAUUUCUAAAUGAUUGAAAGCCAUGCCCCGUAAAGGUCAUGUACCCUUGUGUUAUAUUUGUCAAGCGUUUCGAAGUACAUUCGGCAGCAUUCCUAUCCUGGUUCCAGAUCAGUUUUUUUCUGACUCCAUCGCUGUCAUUGUCAAGCCAAACGUGUUUGGCAUGAUGAUGAGUGUAAAGGAGUUGUCAUGAUACACAAACAGACUGGCAACAGCAACCCCACAAAGUAUGUACAUGACAUCACUCCCAACAGUCCCGGGACAUGAGAAAUGUCACUCCAAAUCAAUUCUCCUAUUUGGAAUGCAAGGCUGCUUCCCCAUCCCACCCAGAGAAGAACAACAUACUUUUUAUACAUUUCAUCUCUUCAAAUGAUAAACAAACAAUAAAUGAACCUCUAUUUGAGGACCUGUAGGGAUGAGACAGAGAUGAAUUUAAUCAAUUCCUGUUUGACGGUGAGAGUCCCUGAUUUAAAGGAUUUAGAAUAUUCAGGGGUGGAAAUAUUUUUUAGAUUAACGAGAUCUUAACAGAAGCUCAACGUAUUUACCUCUGAGAAGUUCUCACCCAAACCCCCCAAAAAUAGUGACCUAAAGUUAUUGAAAAGGGUUACGAUUUAUUAAUAAUGCAUUAUUAUUUUCCGGUUGUCUAGCUUUGCCUUACCAUAAUAUGGUAUGUAGAUUGAACAAAAAACUUGCCCUCGAAUUGACUGUACGGUCAACAGGAUAGAAUAAAGAAUAAGGUCAUGGAGCAGCAAUGCUCUUGUGUAUUACAAAAGUGCCUGCUUUUGUGACUUCAAUUCUCGUGGUCCUGAACAUUUGGUGUGAUCUCCAUCUCUUUGAUUAAACUAGGACCAUAUAGAUAGUAGGGUAUGUAGAUGAGGGAGUGUUCCUCCUGGAGGAAUGGAAGAGUACGGUAAGAGUAGGCCCAACUGUGUUUGCUGAAAGGAGAGAGUGAGUCUGCCUUGGGUUCACAGGUAUAUCCCUUUCUGUAUCCCUCCGCCCCUCUACAGGGUUCAACACAGGGUUAUGCGUUAUGCCCGCGCAGCCUAGCAGAUGUUAGAAUGCCAGUCACACUUAGUAUUUACCGUCGCAGGCUCACUCUCAACACAUUCUGACUGGGGAGGGCAAACCUGUGUGUGUCUCUUUCCCACUACAGUAGCAUUCUCUGUAACACAGGCCAGGUUAGUGGAGCUACAGUACUGUAUUUGAAAAAGAUCGCCAAGCUAUGCUUCCAGUGCUGACAGCUCGCAUGCUUUGAUGCUCUCUG